UAUAAUUUGACGGCUGGUUUUGGCGGGUUGGCUAAGUUGGGGAAAUGUUGUGUUUAAUUUGUUUAGAUAUUUAAAUUACAAAACUUAUUAAAUUUAAUAUUAGAUGCAUAAAUGAAACUAAAAAUAAUAUGUCAUAUGAUUUAAGUUUUUUUAAAAGUCAUGAUCAAAAUGAAUCUACUUGGAGAUCAUCAACAUGUGAAAUGGAAACAGACGUGGAACUUGAGUGCAGUAUAGCGAAUGCGAAUAAAAAUUUAUGGUGCAUUAAGGAUUUGUUAUUUUAUCCACUUGGAUUAGUAAGUCAUACUGUGGGAAAUAAAUCUCUAUUUGUUACGUGGAGUGAAGACAAUUUAAUUAAUUUUGUAUUUAAAUUAAAAACAAAUGCGCUGAAAGAACAUCACGUAUAUAUACCAAAGAAAGAAAUUAUAAGUAAUAUAUUUGUAUUAAAACUAAAUACAUUGCUACUGAUGCGUAGCGGAAAAAUUUAUUAUUUUAGUUCAGCUAAAAAGACGCAUAAAAUUUCUUGGCUUAAAAAUGUACGCUGCAUGACCAGAUCAAAGAAUGGGUUUAGCAUAAUCCGUCUAAUGCCCGAUAAUGCAUUAAGUUUAGAGGUGUACGCCGAUAUGCCGAAUAUAGGAAAAUGUACAUCUACUCUUCUACAGCGCUAUGAUAUUUCAUUUGAUGAGCGAAAUUUAUUUAAUUGCCGUUGGCAAGAUGAUCGCUUUUUAAUAUUAUCACAAAUUGUGGAUGAAGAAAAUGUUCAAUUUCUGAACGAUAUUUUAAUGCUAAAUGACAUCACUCUUAAACCUAACAUGGAAUUUUUCUUUUUCACAGUGUCAUGCAGUAUAUUCAUUGUCAUUCCUGGUGAUGACAUUGAUGUUAAUACUACACCUGCGUAUGACAUAGAAUUAUUUUUUACAUAUGCAUCUCCCGUGGAAUUUAUAAAGGUGCUCACCAACCACAAACUACUUAUAGUAUUUUUACAAUGUGGUACCAUAGAUAUUUGGUUUAUAUCAAAAGCCAUAGACAUGAAAGAGCAUUCGUCCCACUAUAUUGGAUCAGUCUAUAAUUCUUAUGAUAUGAGCGAUGAAAAGGCUUGCUUUUAUUAUAGUGACUCUGAAAAGGUAGCACAAUUGCAAAUACUAUAUGAAAGUGUACGAGAUGUUUAUAUUAUUGAGGAAACUUUUAAGAGUAUACCGGGAGUUGUGGCUUGCACCUGGAUUGAAAAUACACAGGAACUGGUGUGUUUGAAUUCUAAUAAUAUAUUUUAUAAAGUUAAAUUUCACGAGAAUAAUACAGUAGGAAUUUAUGAUACCAAAUCAAAAUUUGAAAAAAUUGAAGAUUUGUACGAGUUAAAACCAAUUAAUAAAAUAACACAAUUUUUAAAAAAAACCGAAAUAGUCGCUGAACUUUCACAUGCUCCUCAAAAAAUACGUCAAGAAAUUGAAAAACAAUUCUCAAAACAAAAAUUAAUUGCUGUGUGUAAUAAACUGCCUAUUUACACAAAACUGUUGCAUGCAUCAUUAGAAUUUCAUAUGCAAGUACCGACAACUUUUCCAGAAGACACUGUGAUAUUAUUCAUUAACAAAAAUUAUUUCUUGCAAAGUGAAACACUAUUUGCCUUAUUACACCUUCGUAUAACAGAAAACAACAUUUUUAAAACCGCACAUUGGCAACUACAUAUCGAUAUUACAAGCUCAUCUCAUAUGGUACAUAUUCCUAAUAAAUUAUUAAACAAAAAAUUAUGUAUUAUUCUACCUUUACAAAGGAAAAUGCUGCAGGUGUUGCCGAACUUCAAUAUUCAAAUGCUUACAUUUUUAAAAGUUGAAAGCAGAUGUUUGGCUAUAACACUGCCCAUUAAUUUAAAACCUCAUUUGACCACAUACAGCAAUUUAUUUAGUAAAUUUCAACAUUGCAUCACUUUCUACAAUACACAUAAUAUAAGCGGAUUUGUAGCGAAUUUUCAACGAGAGGAACUUGUUCCAACAAAAAGUAAUUUAAUCAAGCACACCUUACAGUGCCCACAAACUUGUACUUUUCUUAAUAUAUUAAGGAUAUUUGAUUGUUGUAUUGAUGAAAUUAAAGACAGUGACACAAUCGAGUUAUAUGUUAUGUCUGUUAAACUAAUACUAGAAUAUAAAGCGGAUCGAAAUAUGUUAGUACUAAAGUCAACAGAUCCUGUUGUCUUGUAUUAUACUAAGUUAUACAUCAUAAGUGCGAUAAAAAAAUUUGUUGGCUCCAAGGAUAUAAUAAAUUAUACAGAUAUUGAAAAUACUGCGUUAGAACUAGUAAUGCGACUACAAUGUGAAACUGAAAGCUAUCUUGGACUGCAGGAUUUAGAAGAAAACGUUAGGCUGGAUCCAUUAAAUUUGUUCCAAAUAAAUAACUUAAAAAAGGUUUAUAAAUCGAUGCGAUCAGAACUUAAUUAUAAACUAUUUAGAUGAUAUUGUUAUAACCGACGAAAAGUUUAUUUUUGACCAUAUUGGUUAUAUAUAUAUAUAUGUAUAUGUAUUCUAUAUUGUAAAA
Messenger RNA from Teleopsis dalmanni, 2523 nucleotides. RefSeq lists its product as uncharacterized. The coding region runs from base 129 to 2441 and encodes 770 amino acids. The transcript is spliced from 3 exons. The record is from RefSeq and is a predicted model, not a curated record. NCBI's taxonomy places the organism in Eukaryota, Metazoa, Arthropoda, Insecta, Diptera, Diopsidae.